Molecule: messenger RNA, 876 nt
Organism: Colletotrichum gloeosporioides
Lineage: Eukaryota; Fungi; Ascomycota; Sordariomycetes; Glomerellales; Glomerellaceae
Exons: 3
Coding region: 1-876 (291 amino acids)
Molecular function (GO): chitin binding
Source: RefSeq, a predicted model, not a curated record
AUGAGCCUUCACAGAACAGCAACUGACGCCGUCGACAGUGGAGUCAGCGAUGACCAUUGUGGGGCCGGGUGCCAGUCCAAGUUUGGCAGAUGCACGACAACAUCGUCUUCUUCGACAAAGAUUUCUCCGGAUGGGACAUGCGGAGGCAUCAACGCGUACACCUGCACAGGAGGGUCGUUUGGCAACUGCUGCAGUCAGUGGGGAUACUGUGGUAACUCAGAUGACCAUUGCCUCAACGGCUGCCAGUCCAAGUUCGGAGAUUGCAGCUCGAUCACCGUCGGUGGGAAAUCAGUAAGCCAGGAUGGAACUUGCGGCUGCCAAAGCUCCUUCGGAACCUGUUCUGCGUCGAGUGGUGGUGGCGCCACUACUUCCGCUGCGAAACCCGCGGCAACGGGCAGCAAAACAAGCCCAGAUAAUAGCUGCGGUGGCUCAAACGGAUAUACUUGUCCAUCAGGGACGUGUUGCUCGAAGAACGGAUAUUGUGGCACAUCAAGCGACUUUUGCGGGUUUGGCUGCCAGACAUCGUUUUCUCCUGGAACUUGCUCUGCCUGCCCUGCACCAGCAUGUGCCGGCACGGCAUCAAGCAACCCGACGUGCUCUACUAACAACAAUUAUUGUUUGACAUCGAGCUCCAAGAGAUUCCAAAUUUACUGUGGCAGGCUGGCCUCCGGAGAUUAUCUUGGUUAUGUUGAUGCCACUAGCCUGGGCGAUUGCAUUUCAAAAUGUGCCGCAAAUGCAGCUUGCGUUGCUGCAUCAUUCUACCAGGGCAGUUCCACAUCUUGCAGCUUGCUCAGCACUUAUCAAGGGCCUGCUUCUGGCAACUCUGCUGGCGGUUCCCAGAACCACGCCUACGUCCGACCAUCCGGCUGUAAAUAG